UUAGAGGCUAAGUGAGGGUCGCUCUCUCAGGGCACUUUUGUAGCUGGUUGCUUUCAGAGGGAGAACUGUGUCAAAGCAGCCCUUUUGAGUGAUGGAACAGCAAACCUUUGCAAGUGCAGCUCUUGUUUAAAAUGAAGGGCUUAGUUAAUCAGCAGUGAUGGAGAGUAGGCUGAAGAUUUUACAGAAAAUUUCUUCUUCCUUUUAGCCAAAUGCCAGCGAGGUGUCGCACAAUGGAAGUGUGCAGGAUGUCAAAUUGUAUAACCCACUUGGAGGUUUGCAGGCACAUAUCAGAGAGGCAUGGUCCAAAGAACAGGAAGUGGAGAAAGGCAUUAAAAGUUUGACCUACAUUGAAAGAUUGAAGGAGCGUGUAAAGAAAGUGAAAAUACCAGAGCUCAGGAGAGCCCCAUGCAGCUCUCCAGAUCUUGUGCCUGAGAGGAAGAGAACGAUGCCCACGAACCCUGCCAAAUUCUUCCAGAGACUUUCCAGGACUGUUUCCCAAUGACCCAUCAGAGACAGGGUGAUUCAUUUACUGGCUCUCAAGAAUUACAAGAAGCCAGAGCUACUUUCCCACUUAGAAAGAGAGGGAGUUGUGCAAAAGGACAAGGAAUCUCUUGGAAAGAUCCUUCAGGAGGUGAGAUCCUGGAGUCGCUGCCAGCAAUGCUAACUCUCAGCUGUCUUACUUCAGGGUUUCAAUUAGAAACUAAUGAGAGGCUUGGGAAAUGCUCCUGGUUUAGAUUUUUCCAUCAGCUUUACCCAGUUCCCCCCAAUGGCAAGCCCAUGUGAGGAAAGAAAGAAACCUUCCAAACUUGGGAGGCAUUGUUGUUUUUCUAGAAUGGCUGGCAAUGAUAAAUUCUUUGUAACAUGCUUGCUUCUCGUGCCUUUUUGUAAUCCUCUCUCUUUUCCUUGGACUCUUUAACUGCUUCAUGGAGGAACUUCAGAGGGUGAAAGUCUCAACUGGAUGAAACACUUAGUUGAGGUCCUUAAAAUCCUGGGACAAGUUUCAGAGGAGAGAAUUUUGGUAGCUGCCUAGGGCAGUAUUUCACUUGAAGGGAUUUGGUGGCCACUCGAUGGUACUUGACUGCUGCUGGGAUCUGUGGGGAUUGCUUUCCAGGGGAGGGUGUUCCAGGAAAAUCCUCCAUGAUAGAGAUGGUUCCCAACUUUGAGCACAGGGGUUCUUUGUUGUCCUGUGUAUCAAGUCUUCAAAUUCCUUGGCACCUAUUAUUAUUCAGUAACUUUUCCAGGUGUUUGUUUAGUUCCACUGGUAUUUCUUUAUCAUUCCUACAAUUCACAUUUAUGGAAGGAUUCAGUGGCUGUUUCCUUCCUUUUCCAUAUUCCCCGUCCAUGUAGGCUGUUACUGAAUUAUGCUAUCAUUAAAUAGCAUAUCAUGCAGCAAUAUUUCCUUUUUAGCUAUGAAAGAAGGGAUUAUAGGAUUUCAAAGCUCAGCUCCUUAGAAGGUAAGAGGUGGAAAAAUCUCCUUUCCCUUUUCUUCUUGUCAAUGUUUAAGGAGAUUUUGAAGGAGUAGUUUCAUGUUUGCAGUGUGAACUGCCUCAAGGUACUGGUUUGCAUUCUGAAAGGGCUGUGUGAACAGCACUUCAUCCUGAAAACUAUUAUUCACAUUUUUCUUAACUUCGCAGCAGGUGGCAUUGUUUUUGGGUAUAGAUGAAAAACCAGUAGGGUGAAUUUGCUGAGCUCUUACACUCACAGCCUUCCUUCUCUUCCAACACAGACUUAGUUGUGCUUUUAAGAAGUAAAUUCCUGAUUCUGGGUAUCUUGGUUACUUUUUAGCUGUUGAAGUGUAGCUCUAGGUAGGUUAUCUCCCACAAGUGUUCCAUAGGAACCUGUAGUUUCCUCUGAGCAAGCACUUGAGAAAGAAAAGCAGUUCUGUUUGCAGAGACAAAUGCCAGCAUCCUGUGGAGCUUCAUGGGAUGGUGAAAGCAUGCCCCGUUAGAGGCCCAGGCUGUGCUCUGCCAUGGCAAUGCAGCUGGGUGAAACAAGAGGGUAGCCAAUGUGUUCCUGAGGGUGGAAAAAUAUGGAUUUGCCCAUGGAGAUGAUGUUCUUCAGGUCUUACUCAAAAGAUAAGGAAACAGAAAGGAAAAGCCUGGCCUCUCCUUGUAUUUCAAAUGGUGAAGAUUGAGAGCUGUGGCAUAGGGGACUUUGACUCUCAAAGCUGUGUUAAAGACCAAAAAACCUGGAUCCCUGCUGCAGGGAGAGGUUUUCAUAGCAUCCAUUUCCUCCAUGCUUGCAGCACUUUGGCAUUUAUUUACCUCCCAAUUUCUAGAGCCCAAAUGGACCACACCUCUUUAAUAUUGUUACCUCUUACAUGUCAGCUGCAUUGUUCUUCACAUUGAACAAAAGUCCAGGAAAACUGGUGCAUGAUUUCUUUUCACCUUUGCUUUAGCUUUGCAGUAUCAGUUUGACAUCUAUAGUCUGCCUUUAGGUGAAAUGAACAUUUAUGUUUUAAAUGUCUGUCCUUAGGUAGCCAACCUGGAUGCAAAUGAGAAUUCUUUCAGCCUGAAGGAACAUUUCUUUAAAGACAUCCAGGAAGAUUGGCCUGGCUACACUGAAAGAGAUAGACAGACAUUGGAGGUGACCCUUUCUCAGUAAGUUCAGUCAGGACAACAACCAUUUCAAAAAACCCUCUGGGAAAUGAAGGUCUGUUUUCCCUGUGAGAAAAGAACGAUAACUGUUGAUAGUUUUGCUUUGUAACCUGAAAUGUUGGACCAUCCUUACAGAAAACCAACUCCAUCUCAGAAUUCCACCAGCACCAGCCAGUCACCAUCUCUGGGACCUUCUGAAGGAGAUACUCCACCCAGAACUGCUCAGAAACGGCCUCUGGAUUCUGACUUUCUCAGUCCUGUGAUGGGCAAGAAGCAGAGGAUUGACCAAGAGCCCAGUGAUGUCCAGCCAGCAGCUGGUGGCCACUCUCCUUCUUUCUUGGACCUGCCUUCCACAUCCUGUUCAAUUUUGAACAUGUCUCCAAGUGUCAGAUCCAUUUCCGCUUCCACCGAAGUACAACUGAAAAAUAAGGUUCUGACACAUUCUGGAUUCCCAGUGUCUGCCAGGGUGCAGGGGAAGACUCCCAAGUCCAAAGGAGAAGAAGCAGAGGUCAGAGGAGCCCAACAAAACAAUCCAGGUCCUGUGCCUGAGAAGAAGAGGAUGGUGCCUAUGAGACUUGCAGACAUCGACUGGAGCGUCUGCGCUGCUGUUCACGGCCGACCCUACAGGGACAGGGUGAUUCAUCUGCUUGCUCUGAGGGAUUACAAGGAGCCAGAGUUACUUGCUCGGCUGCAGAGAGAUGGAGUCAGGCCAAAGGACAAGGAUUCCCUUGGAAAGAUCCUUCAGCAGGUAGCCAACGUGAAUGCAAAGGAGAAUUCCUUUAGUCUGAAGGAACAUCUGUUUCAAACCCUUCAGAGUGAUUGGCCUGGCUACAGUAAAAUCGAAAGAAAGAGUUUGAAGUCAAUACUUUCUAGAAAAUCAGCUCCAUCUCAGAACCCCACCAGCAGCAGCCAAGCAACGUCUCCAAGGCCUUCUGAGACAGAUGCUCCAGCAAGACCUGCUCAGGGUAGCCCCAGCUACUCCGAGAUGAAGAGCAGGUGCCACAGGAGCAGUAGCUCCACAAAAAGCUGUCCCACAUUCAGCAAUGAGUAUCUGAAUUUGGCAAGCAGCAAGUCCUGGAGUCCUGGCACCAGUCUUCUGCUUCAGCAAAGGAUCAUCUAUGAGCUCCAGCUGUUUUAUUUUAAAAGAUGAUUAGCUUUUUAGGUUUCUUCAAGUUAGUAAUAAGGAGAUGAUUAUUUGUUAAAAAUGUAGGAUUAGUUAGUCUACGAUUAGAGACUUUAGUAUUGAACUUUAGCAAUAAAAAAGUUGCAUUAUUGUUAACUCCUUCUCUUAUCAUCAGUUUUAUCAUAUUUGGAGAGUCUUUCUUCUGGUCAAUUCUUCUCUUCAAGACUUAGCUCUGUCCACUGAAUGAAACUUAUCAGUAGAGAAUGGAAGCCCAGUACCUUUAUUAUAAAAUUGUGCACAUAUUAAGAAAAUAUUGUAGCAAAUGGAAUUUCUUUAUGACAAGAAUAAGCCUGUUUUCUGAUUUACUUGUUAAUUUAAAAUCUUUGCCUUAAGGGAUGGAAAGGGUAGAGGACAACCU
Molecule: messenger RNA, 4138 nt
Organism: Passer domesticus (house sparrow)
Lineage: Eukaryota; Metazoa; Chordata; Aves; Passeriformes; Passeridae
Product: RNA polymerase II elongation factor ELL2-like
Exons: 8
Coding region: 2713-3747 (344 amino acids)
Biological process (GO): transcription elongation by RNA polymerase II; positive regulation of transcription elongation by RNA polymerase II; snRNA transcription by RNA polymerase II
Cellular component (GO): transcription elongation factor complex
Molecular function (GO): cis-regulatory region sequence-specific DNA binding
Source: RefSeq, a predicted model, not a curated record